Molecule: messenger RNA, 652 nt
Organism: Effrenium voratum
Lineage: Eukaryota; Dinophyceae; Suessiales; Symbiodiniaceae
Source: the annotation of a GenBank genome assembly
UGCCAAAGAUUAGUCCCAAGCAAGCCUAGUUGUGGGGCCAGCUCAGGUUCACCAUAUCAUUCUUUGAGCAAUCGUGCGAUGACCGAUGGAGACUUGUCCGUUGGCUAUGCCUGGAGCAAGGAGGACCUUCUGGCGGCUUACAAUCGUCAGCAUCCCGAUGCCGCUGUUGCUGCAGAUUUCGAGGAGUUCAUGACCUUCGUGGAUAGCGGGGCGCUCGAGAAAUGGGUGGACCCGACACUGGAAGCCUUUUGGACCAAAAAGCACGGGAAACGGGUGCGCUUCGCGUUUCAGGAGCCUCCGGCUCUGCACAUGCACUUCCAUGUGGAGACGUCGACCUUCUUCCUUGGCUUCUAUCGCAUGAUGUUUAGAUGCAAUGACGGUCAGAACAGCGCUGACAAGCCUUUCGAGGAGUUGAACUUGUCGCCAGAGGAGAAGUCGAGAUUGGACGCCGCAGCGGCAGCACUCGGCCUCGCGCCGCAGAAGCUGAUCGCCAGGACCCGCUCCUGAUGGUCUAAUGGUCUCGUGCGUGCGGGCUCCAGAAGGUGGUCGCGGUUUCCAACCUGCACGCCUUUGUGAGUGCCAGCAACCUGCACCCCUGUGUGAGUGCCAGUGAAGCUUUGUGCUUUUCGCUGUCGCCAAAAACCAAAGACCG